AAGAGAACCCCACUUACAAUUAACAGCCCAGGCAACAGCAGUCCAAGUUCAGAGCAAACCUUAGAACCCGUCCGAUUCUGUUUGGGCCAACAUCGCGGGACUUUUCGCUGACAGUUGACGUAUGCUGGGACCGCAAGCAAAGAGGAAAAUGUGGAGCUGGAAAACAAGGAAGAGCUGCAAUCGCAGCUGCAACCCGAUGGCCAAUUCCCCGGCACCGGCUUUAAUGCUCCUCCCCCUUAUCGUGUUCGCCCAUUUGGGUGUCAUCCUGGCUGACGGACUGAAGGCCGGCGGAUCCAUCGAGCUGGCAACCGGCAGCCCGUCACUGAACAUAAACAAUGACGACAGCAACAGCCUGGAGCAGCUCAUCGAGAUGAGGCUGAAUGAGUCCCAAUCCGCAUCCGUUCAAGGCAGGCAGUCGGAAGAGCUGUUGUCCAGGAAACGACGCUAUUUGGUAUUUCCGGAGGGCAGCUCCUUUCAGAUCGUGUACGACGAAAUUGUGGGAGUUGUAGACCAUACGAACUACUUGAUUCUGGGCGUCACGGUGGCUUUGGCCUGGGAGCUGCCCAGCAAGCCACCCAGCGAAGAACUGGACGAUCUGCUGACCAAGCUGGAGGAUGGUACUUUGGACAUAAGUCGCAACGACACCGUGUCGAAUAUAACCUACGUGGAUGAUGCAGCCAACGACCAGACAACGACCAGCAGUCCCUUGGAUUACAAACCAAACUACAUUAACUUGUCAAGCUACGGGAGUGGCAGCAACUCCUACUACAGUUCCUCUCCCGUUUUCCGGACUCCGAUGCAUCCGUCUCAUCAGUAUGCUGACAGUUAUUACAGCCGUCCGAAGGGAGGCAGGCGCAAAGACCCCUACUACUACUACGGUGGGCCAGGGAUGAGCUCCAGAAAUCCUUUCGCCAAGUGGACACGUCCCUAUACUCCUGCCAAGAACUCACGCUACCCCUACUGGGCACUCAACUCGAGACUUAAAGAUCGUUACUAUGGAAAUAGGCAGACACUAAGGCGACAAGAUGUACCUCCUAGGACAACCACCACCACAACUACCAGACGGCCCACUAGACCACCAGCACCGCGUCACCAUCGCAUAUAUCCAGUGUUUGGAAAGCGCAGUAUUCCGGAUGCAGAAAAUCCGCAUAAACGGCAACGCCGUAGUGGAGUGGCUAGUGAGCACGAGGAGCACUUGACCAGAUUGGAAGAGCUGCAGAUAAAGCAUCACCGUAGGAGUCGUCAGUCUUUGUACGAACGAAUCGAAAAGUAUUUAGACAAACGUGGUCACCACGGCUACCACUGUGUGCUCCGCACGCUCUGCGAAACGGGACAAAAGUCAGCGGAACAGGAGCCUGGCACAUUUGUGGGCGAACUAAUGCGAGCGGUGUUCACCAUUCCAGAGGCCUUGGACAACGAACCCGUCGCUUACCGAGACACCCACUACGACAAGGCACACGCCGCCAAACAGGACUGCGCCACUCUUUAUCCGGAGUGCAAACAGUCCAUGUGGGCCGCGCAGUUCAUACAAUAAACCCCCACAUCCCAAGUCCAUUGUAAUGAGUUUUAUUCAGUUCCAUUUG
Messenger RNA from Drosophila bipectinata, 1583 nucleotides. RefSeq lists its product as uncharacterized. NCBI's taxonomy places the organism in Eukaryota, Metazoa, Arthropoda, Insecta, Diptera, Drosophilidae. The record is from RefSeq and is a predicted model, not a curated record.